Messenger RNA from Microcebus murinus (gray mouse lemur), 2720 nucleotides. It is a transcript of the gene GPA33, whose product is annotated as glycoprotein A33. Gene Ontology annotation, cellular component: plasma membrane. Lineage: Eukaryota; Metazoa; Chordata; Mammalia; Primates; Cheirogaleidae. The record is from RefSeq and is a predicted model, not a curated record.
ACACCUGCUAACCAGGGAAAGGCAGGGGAGGGGACUGGUUCAAGCGGAAAGUACGGCAGACUCCCCUCGGGACCUUGGUGGAGUAGGUGGAGUGUGAGGCCAUCCCACAGGUGAGCUCACCUGCCAGUCUAGCUGAGGGGCAGGGCCUGUGGGCCCUGCUGGGCAGAGGAGGGUGAGAAGAAGAAGAACUGCAGGGACCUCAGGUUGGGCCAGGCCAGAGGCUACUGUAGCUGUAACCAGUCAGCCCAGACCUGCCUGGUGCCUGCCGGUGCCAGGCUGGGUUUGGGGCAGAGAGAAAGCAAGAUCAUGGCGAAGAUGUGGGCUGUGCUGUGCACACUCUGUGCAGUCCGGGUGACUGUGGAUGCCAUCUUCGUGGAAACCACAGAGGACGUUAUUCGGGCUGCCCGGGGGAGCAGUGUCACCCUGCCAUGCACCUACCACACCUCUGCCGCGGAUCGAAACGGACUUAUCCAAUGGGACAAGCUUCUCAGGAGUCACUCGGAAAGGGUGGUCAUCUGGAAUUUCGUGAGCAAAGCCUACACCUAUGGGGACCUCUAUGAGAACCGAGUCAACAUCUCGAAAAAUGCCGAGCAGUCGGACGCCUCAAUCACCAUCGAUCAGCUGACCAUGGACGACAACGGCACCUACGAGUGCUCCGUCUCGCUGCUGUCAGACCUGGACGGCACGUCCAAGUCGCGCGCCCGCCUCUUGGUCCUCGUGCCUCCCUCCGUGCCAGAUUGUAGCAUCCAGGGAGAAACCAUAAUUGGGAACGAUAUCCAGCUCACCUGCCAAUCAAAGGAAGGCUCCCCGGCCCCUCAGUACAGCUGGAAGAGGUACAACAUCCUGAACCAGGAGCAGUCACUGACUCAACCAGCCUCGGGCCAGCCCCUCCACCUGAAGAACAUCUCCACGGACACGUCCGGCUACUACGUCUGCACCUCCACCAACGACGUGGGCACGCAGUCCUGCAACAUCACGGUGGCCGUCAGACUUCCCUCCAUGAACGUGGCGCUGUAUGCGGGCAUAGCGGGGGGCGUGGCCGCGGCCUUCAUCAUCAUCGGCGUCAUCAUCUACUGCUGCUGCUGCCGAGGGAAGGACGAGGCUGAGGACAAGGAGGACGCGAGGCCGAACCGGGCAGACUACCGGGAGCCGCCGGAGCAGCUGAGAGAGCUUUCCAGAGGGAGGGAAGAGGAGGAGGAGGACAGCUACAGGCACGAAGACCCGAGGAGCUCCGGGCGAGAAUCCCCUGAGACCUCUGGGCGGUGACGGGGCCUGCUUCGGGGUGGCGUGGAAGAAGGUCAGGGGUUCGUUCUCCUGCUUCCUGGCCCCCCUCUCCUCUUCAGGCCCCAUUCUCCUGACCCUGCAUCCUACACCCUGAUGGGAUGCUUCUUCCCUGUGUCUGCUGCUGGGGCACUUGGCCGGCCUGGCAAGGGGGACCCUCCUGUGACUGACCCUGCCACCAACCCCGUCCUGUGAAGUGUGACACCUCCCCACUGCCACACCUAGUUCAGGGCCUGGCCCUCACCCUGGACCGGGCCGCAGCCUCCACUUCCCGAGUAGCUGGUGGGAGCCCUUGGAAGCUCAGCACCGCUCGGGGGGCUGCCCGGAGCGCCCCCGGGGGGCAGUGCCAGCCCGGCAGGCCUGCCCUGCUCGCCUGUGUGCCCAGCACCUACGGGAGCACCUGGCAGGGCGGUCGCACUCCAUGCAUUUGUGUUGAAUGACUGAAAGAAUAAAUGAGUAUGUGAAAGAUUCUCUAUUAUUUAUCCAACUUAGUGCAGACUCCUUGUUAGGGCCCCGCACCGGCCUGGCCUCCAGCCUCCAGCUCCCUUUCCCGCCCCCCUUUCCCGCAAGUGCCCAUACAUGCCAGGCCCUCCCGGCAGAGGCCACCUGCCACUCCCGCUGCACAUGCCCUCGUGGGACUUCUGCCCACUCACUUUCCAUCCCUGCCUGUCAAAACCCAUCUCAGAUCACAGUGAUUUCUGUGACCCUACCCUGAUCGCCUGCACACGUGGAAACAGUCCCGCUGCUCUGCCCGCACUCCAUCUGCCCGCACUCCAUCUGCCCGCACUCCAUCACGGGUCACAUGGUGUGACAUGGAUCGCCCACCGGAGCGAACGUGUCACUGUGUUGGAGUGUGAGCUCUUUGGGGCGGGCAUGGGCCUCACCGCUCCUGCCUCCCCCGGAGCCCCGGCAGCUGGGGCUGGGCCUUACCCUGUCCCACCGAGCACGUGAGCAAGGGGCCGUCCCCUCUCUGGUCUCCCUGAGAUCACUGUAGACACAAAGAUGACUCCCACCUAAGCUACUGUAGUGAGUUAUUAAUAAAAACGAGUUGAUUUAAAAUGACGCAGGAGUGUGCUUGCAGAUGGCCCAGGGUCUCAUGCCCCGGAGAUUCGUCUCAAGGCCAGAAUAUUAACAACUGGCAUCUCUCCCUCCCCAGCCCUCGCUGAGUUCCUGGUUCCUGAUUCCUACCCCGGCCCCUCCCAGCCCUCUCGGGCCGGGUUUGUGGCUGGGCUGUCUGGCUGCCCAAGCCAGAAGCCAUUUCUUCUGCUCCUGAGAGCUCAGGCAGUGUGAGGGCUGCUUGGGUCUCUAGGCCCGGUGGCUGGUCUCACCCCAGUGCAGUUUACUAUUAAAUAAAUAUUGUUGUCUUUCCUGAGUAAUCAAUCAGAAGAACUAUUCCAAAAGUCUAUUGUCCACUUGUGAUUUUUUUGAAGUGUAUUUUU